Messenger RNA from Acanthopagrus latus (yellowfin seabream), 2984 nucleotides. It is a transcript of the gene vrk2, whose product is annotated as VRK serine/threonine kinase 2. NCBI's taxonomy places the organism in Eukaryota, Metazoa, Chordata, Actinopteri, Spariformes, Sparidae. Gene Ontology annotation, molecular function: ATP binding; protein serine/threonine kinase activity. The transcript has 14 exons. Gene Ontology annotation, cellular component: cytoplasm; nucleus. The record is from RefSeq and is a predicted model, not a curated record. The coding region runs from base 208 to 1884 and encodes 558 amino acids. Gene Ontology annotation, biological process: signal transduction; peptidyl-serine phosphorylation.
UGCGCGGCGUUGCCCAGUGACGAGUUUCAGGAAGUGAAUACGUUCAUGUUUUGGUUUCUAUUUCGCGCCGGGUGUUUCCCAAGAAGGCGUAACAUUUCCUGAAAAACGAUAAAGUGUUAAUUUGGACAUCUUAUUCUAUGAAACACUCAACUGAAGACAAACGACUUGGGGUCCCUUCGGAGGGCGGUGUACACUCUAGCAUUUCUCAUGGCGCCACCAAAAAAGAAGGGGUUGCCAAAACCUCUUCCAGAGGGCUUCAUACUAGCUGAUACUGAAAAGAAGAAAUGGAAGCUGGGUAAAAUAAUCGGUCAAGGUGGCUUUGGACUGAUCUAUCUAGCCUCCCGGGAUGUGGGUGGACCUGUAGCAGCAGACACUGGCUUUGUCAUUAAAGUGGAGUACCUGGAGAAUGGCCCCCUGUUCUCGGAGCUCAAGUUCUAUCAGAGGGCAGCCAAACCAGAGAGCAUUGAAAAAUGGAAGAGAAGUAGGAAACUGGAUUUCCUUGGCAUCCCAACAUACUGGGGAUUUGGGCUCACUGAAUAUAAUGACCUCAGGUAUCGUUUCAUGGCCAUGGACCGACUGGGCAGUGACCUUCAGAAAGUCUGCGAGCACAGUGGAGGUCAACUGAAAAAGGCCACCGUGCUCCAACUUGGUCAAAGACUGGUUGAUGUAUUGGAGUAUAUUCAUGAGAAUGAAUAUGUCCAUGCAGACAUUAAAGCUGCCAACCUCAUGCUGGGUUACAAAGAUCAUGAACUGGUCUACCUAGCAGACUAUGGGCUGUCCUAUAGAUACUGUCCUGAUGGAAUCCACAAAGAAUACAAGGAAAACCCCAAGAAAGGCCAUAACGGAACCAUCGAGUACACCAGUGUUGAUGCCCACAAAGGAGUUGCUCCAUCCAGACGUAGUGACCUCCAGAUUUUGGGUUUCUGUCUCCUUCACUGGUUAUGUGGGACUCUGCCCUGGGAUAGGGUUCUCAAUAACCCAGUUCAGGUCCAAGAGGCCAAGGUCAGACUGAUGGAUAAUCUACCAGACUCAGUCCUGCAUCUGUCAGUGAGCGGAGCCAGCACAGAUGAGCUGGCUGAAUUCCUCCUUUAUGUGAAAACAAUGGGCUACCAAGAUAAGCCAGACUACCAGUAUCUCAAAGUGCUAUUGGCCAGCACUGUCACAGGGAGGCUUGACUUCUCUGCACCUCAAGGACCUGCAGAGGCGUCAGCCACCAAAGUACAAGAUCCCCAAACAAAGGAGAAGCAUAAACCAGGACGAGCCAGAGGGAAGCCCAAAGCCAAGGCUGUGCCCAGAGAGGAGGAUGAUGAACAAGAAAAGGAAAUGAAGUCUAAACCAGUGCUGCCUCGCUACAUAAGAGGACCACCCAUCACUAAACCCCAGACACAACAGGAGGAAAGAGUUUCGCCUGUUGCUACAAGAUCACUGAGGCCGAGGCCUGGGCAUAUAAAUUAUGAAGAAGAUGACAGUGAAGAUGAGGGCAGUGAAGAUGAUGAUGAAGAAGAGCAGUGGGAGUCCAGGGCCAGACCCAUUCCUGCAUGCAAUUUGAGACGCCCUCCAAUAGGCUCCAGGGCUCAAGCUAAACAGAGACUAUCAACAUCGAGUGGCAGGAAAUCAGACGACCUCAUUGUGACUGCCGAAAGACGGGAAGGACGACAGAAAAAACAUAGAGAGACAAACAACACACACACGGCGUACGGGGAUAGAUGGGAGGAUAGAUGCUAUGGUGACUGGGAAGGGUCUGCUCACAGAGGUCCUCAACAGAAAGCUGGUCCCACACAGGCGAAUGGACUGUUCUCCUGGUUUGUCACAGCGGGCCUCUCCCUUUUCCUUGGUGCUGUUCUCAGUGUUGGAGUUAGUGCAUGGAAAGGUCCCAUAUUGUAGAACAUUUAAUUUACACAUCUUUAUGCACACUUUCCAUAUUCAGAAACUGUGCCUUCAGGUCAGCUGUCAGGAUUUGUAUGGUUUUGAUGUCACAACUAUACAGUCACCACCCUCACAGAGGAAAAUGGUUGCCCUGUGAAUAUGGUCUGACAUCACACUCAGAGUGGGGAGCUCAAAUGUUGUACAGUUGUUCCAGGUAGUAGGACAACACGACAAAUUAUUGAUUAGCAACUGAAAUAAACAAUAGGUGGGAAUCCAGAGGGACUUUGGUUUAUAUUUCCAGGGUUAAUAAUAAUAUUUGAUAACCCUGGAGCUUCUGUUACACAACAACUAACGUCUAAAAUUUCACACACAUCUGGAGCAGAUAUGUUUGAGCCAGGAACGGUUAGCUAGGAAGUAGUUGAAUGCUAACGUUAGCCAAAGGGUUAUCAAAUGUUUUUUGUUUACCUUGAAAUAUGGCCCGAUAUCCUCCAGAUUUCCACUACCCUCAUCCAUGCAGUGGCUGAUGAAUCAGGAAAUAGUCAAAUAACAAUUUUUCAGAUGCUCCAUAUUUACAAGACGUGUAACAUCCCAGCAAACAAGCCUCUCACCCUGAGCAUGCUGUCAGAGAAAGAUAUCAUGUGACUAUGGUCUAUGCCUCCAGCAUGGCUCAUGCAGACACAGGAUGAUCAGGCCUGUGAGGGCUGACCAAUCAGAGAAGACCAGACUUUUUGUAGUAAGGCCUUAAAGAAACAGGCGCUAAAACAAAGCAUUCAGACAGCAUUCAGGGUAUUUUCAACAUUUGAGCAUGUAAACAAUUUGAGUAGACAACCAAAAUAAAACAGAAUAUGGGCCGUUUAAACCUUUUAGAACAAAAAACAGAUGUUUGAGUAAAUAAGGGACCCACGAGGUUAACAUAGUCUUUUGAGGCCGUUCCCCAUUGUAGAGACAGGAGAUCACAGGAGCACAAAACCACUUCUCAGGACUUCUGGGCUGCCAUUUUCACAGUAAUGGGCUGAAAUAAAAGGAGUUUGUUCUGCUUAUUAAAUGUUCAAUAUAGUUACCAUUUAAUGUUGUAUGAAGGCUCACUUUGUGAAAAAAUAAAGUAGACUCGUUUCUUA